AUGACUAAAUCAACGGAAGCAACUUUAAUUAAUAAUUUACGACAUUAUAUUGCUCAAAAUUAUCAUCAUUCAUCAUUAUCAAUAUGGCAUAAAUUACCUAUAUCACGACGUUCAGCCGUUUUCAUUCUAUUAUUUAUGGGUAAUUUAGGUGAAUUACGAGUUUUAUUAACGAAAAGAUCAUCUAAACUACGUAAUUUCCCUGGUCAUGUGGCAUUACCUGGAGGUAAAGCUGAUAGUGGAUUAGAACUGGAAUGGCAAGUUUCCCGACGAGAAAUGCAUGAAGAAAUUGGAUUAAGUGAUAAUGAUGAAGAUUUAAAAAAUUUAGGAAUAUCAAUUGAACAUUUAACUCAAUUACCAAGUUAUUUAUCAAGAACUUUUUCAUGUGUUAAACCAUGUGUUGGAUUUAUGCAUAAUUUGAAUGGAACUGAUAAUGAUAUUGCUUCAAAAUUAAAUAUUGUUUUGAAUCCAGGUGAAAGUUCAAGUGUUUUUUCAUGUCCUCUAAAAGAUUUUUUACAUCCUACUAUUGAUAUCCCAGCUUUAGAAGCAUUAGAAAGAACUUCUUAUAAAGUAAAAUGGGGUGGUAUUCCUUGGGAUUUACGUUCUUAUACUUUUUUACAAAAUAAUAUUAAUGAAGUAGAAUGGUUAAAAAAUAUUAAAGAUUUACUGGCAUCAGAAGAAGAAUCAGAAUUAGAUUUAAAAUUGGGUGAUGAAUUAGAUUCUCGUGAUAAAGCAAGUGUAACUCCACCAAAUGUUACUCCUACAAGAUCUUUAAGUCCUGCUGCUGCUGCAACAACUAUUACCAAUAAAAAACGUGACAGACAUAAGAAAAAGGAUUUAUCAACUUGGGGUAGAUUAGGUUCAAGAAGAGAUGAAGAUACCAAUGAAAAAAUUUAUGAUGUUUGGGGAUUAACUGCUAAUAUAUUACAUGAUUUAGCCGAAAUUGUUUAUGUUGGUAAAGGUAAAGGUGAAGAUAAAGAUAAAAUUAAUCAGCAAGAUAAUAUUGGACAAGAAGAAAUGAUAUAUCUGUUAUAUGAACAUGGUAAUUUAAUGAAACAAAAGGAAAGAAAUCCUGAAGAAGUUAAAUUAAUUCAUGCUACUCAUUAUGAUAAAGAUAUUGGAUUUGAUAAAAUUUUACCUGAAAGUGAAUUUAAUAGAUUAAAUAGUAUAUAUAAAUUAUAA
Candida albicans SC5314 is the source of this 1179-nucleotide messenger RNA. It is a transcript of the gene PCD1, whose product is annotated as 8-oxo-dGTP diphosphatase. Gene Ontology annotation, molecular function: acetyl-CoA hydrolase activity; coenzyme A diphosphatase activity. The transcript has a single exon. Lineage: Eukaryota; Fungi; Ascomycota; Pichiomycetes; Serinales; Debaryomycetaceae. Gene Ontology annotation, biological process: coenzyme A catabolic process. The coding region runs from base 1 to 1179 and encodes 392 amino acids. The record is from RefSeq and is a predicted model, not a curated record.